AGCGGAGCCGAGCGGAGACAGCCGCGGCGCUGCAGAGCGGCUGGGGCGGCGGCGCGGCUCCCGGUGCUCCCCCGGCGCCCGCCCCGCGGCGCUGAGGGCCCGGCCCUGAAGGCCCCGGAGCCAUGGGCUGCAUCGGCUCCCGGACCGUGGGGAAUGAGGUGAUUGCAGUGGAUUGGAAGGGCCUGAAGGAUGUCGACCAAAUCAACAUGGACAGCACCAGCUCGCUGCAUGGGAGCAGCCUCCACCGGCCAUCCACGGAGCAAACCCGAACUGAUUUCUCCUGGGACGGCAUCAACCUCUCCAUGGAGGACACCACUUCCAUUCUUCCGAAGCUUAAGCGAAACUCUAACGCCUAUGGCAUUGGGGCCCUGGCCAAGUCAUCAUUCUCAGGGAUUUCGAGAAGCAUGAAGGACCAUGUGACAAAGCCCACAGCCAUGGGGCAAGGCCGGGUGGCCCACAUGAUUGAGUGGCAAGGCUGGGGGAAGGCACCAGCCAUUCAGCCACAACACAGCCAUGAGGCCGUGCGCAGGGAUACCGAUGCCUACUCCGACCUCAGCGAUGGCGAAAAGGAAGCACGUUUCCUAGCAGGCGUCAUGGAACAGUUUGCCAUCUCUGAGGCCACACUCAUGGCCUGGUCUUCCAUGGAUGGUGAGGACGUGAGUGUCAAUUCCGCUCAGGAGCCAUUGGGCUGCAACUACAGUGACAACUACCAGGAGUUGAUGGAGAGUCAGGAUGCCCUCGCUCAAGCUCCCAUGGAUGGAUGGCCUCACUCCUAUGUGUCCCAGGGCAUGUACUGUCUAGGGUCAUCAGAUGCCUGGGAAGCAAGCGACCAGUCCCUCAUUGCCUCUCCGGCUACAGGAUCCUAUCUUGGCCCUGCGUUUGAUGACUCACAGCCUAGUUUGCAUGAUAUGGGGCCUUCCCAACUUGCUUCGGGAUACUCUGCUCAGGAGCCUCCACCUUUGCUGGGGGGAGACACUGACUGGGCUCCAGGGGGGGGUGGGGUGGACCUGGCAAGGGGUCCUGCUGAGGAGGAGAAGAGGCCAUUGGCCCCCGAGGAGGAAGAGGACGCGGGGUGCCGGGACCUGGAGUCACUUUCCCCACGAGAAGACCCUGAGAUGUCUACUGCUCUCAGCCGGAAAGUGUCUGAUGUCACAUCCUCAGGUGUGCAGUCCUUUGAUGAGGAGGAGGGCGAGGCCAACAACUAACUUCCUCUCACUCCACGCCCUGCCUUCCACUCCCACUUGAGGGGCAUGGCUGCAACAAUACCCUCCCUUCCCCCAGCAGUACAGCUGAAACCUGGGCAGAAGACCACGAGGAACCCAGAAGCUUCCAGUCCUCGCCGGGAAAAUAGAGGGCCAGGAUGGGAUUUUAUCCUGGCUUACACUGUAGAAACCACAGGUCCAGGGACUGAGCGGCUAGAUGGCUGUGAACUUUGCUCAGCUGCCAGCUGCUGGGUGUGUGAUGAUGAAGCUCCAGUGUGUAUCCUGAGGACAGGCGUGCAGAGUGGCCUGUGGCCAUCAACUGGAUCUCAGUUCUUCACUCCCUGAUUUCGUCUUCCAGGAGCCUGACUGUGGCUGUCUGAAGGCCUCCUUCCUCUACGUUACUCUUGCUUUUCCUGACUCUUUGUUUUCUCUGGCUGUGGCCCCAGCUUAUCCCUACUAUGAGGAAUAGACCUCAGGGGCUGUUGGACGUGGCUCGAUAGCACAGGGGAAGGAACAGAAAGGCCAUGUCUCCUUAGAGGUGGAGUGCCUGCCUCAGUGGGUGACUUGGCUUCUGAGACCAGGAGUUACAGAGGAGGUGGGCAUGGCAGCUGGGAUGCACAGGGGCACAAACAUGAUUCUUUAUAUCACGGCCUGCCCGGAGACCACAGAGUCACUGAUGAGACCAAAACAAACAUGGCCACUUGUUCUGGGACCUUGAAUCUCCCGUGACUGAAAGGAGAAUCCUAAGGAUCUGGGAAAGGACCCAGCGGGGCUGGCUGCUCCAGCUCUGGCUUCCCUUUUCUGCCUUCUUCCAUCCCCUGCUCUGGGAGCCCUGGCCCUGAGGGGGCGACACAGAAUGCAGGUGUCCUGGCCAGGUGGGGAAGCAUGAGGGCUGUGUCUCCCUCCAUCCACCCCCUAAUUCUCUGGAGCUGUUUACACUUUUCUCUUUGCCUUUUCUACGUUUUUAUAACUUCUUGGGGACUCAGGGUUGAGUGGGAUGGAGGGAGGAGUUCGGUGCUGUCAGGCCCCGGCCGGGGUGGGUUGUUUGCUGAGGAGCAGUGUGGGCACGCAGCUCCCUUGGCCCCUUCGUCAGCUCCUCCCAGGACUCCAGGAGGGUGUCCUCCUCCCUUCGCAGGCCCCCUGCGGAGGAAAAGAGGAGGAUCAGAGUAUUCUUCCUUCCAGGAUGGGUUUACAGUGAGGCGUAAGCCCCUGAAACUGCUUGCCCUCCCACACCCAGUUUGCAUUCUGGUGGGGACUUCUGUGCAGCACGUGAAGCCCCAACACUUCUGUAAGAGAUCCUGACGGCAGGGGACUGGGGUAGAGGGAAGAGGCAGCAGCUGUGGAGCUGGCCAGCACACUGCCCUUCCCCGCUGCAGUGGUCCCCCAUUCCCUAGCCUUUGACCUAGGGAGAACCUGGGUUGGAGAAAGAAGCUAAGAGGUUCAUUGUCCUACCUCCCCUCCUUCCUCUUGACCGUCUGUCUCCAGCUCCGAGGCCUUGUGUCCUACCCAAACUCUGUCAGG
Molecule: messenger RNA, 2723 nt
Organism: Diceros bicornis minor
Lineage: Eukaryota; Metazoa; Chordata; Mammalia; Perissodactyla; Rhinocerotidae
Gene: FAM131B
Product: family with sequence similarity 131 member B
Exons: 7
Coding region: 123-1205 (360 amino acids)
Source: RefSeq, a predicted model, not a curated record